Amphiprion ocellaris (clown anemonefish) is the source of this 1095-nucleotide messenger RNA. Its product is annotated as jupiter microtubule associated homolog 1. The record is from RefSeq and is a predicted model, not a curated record. Gene Ontology annotation, cellular component: nucleus. Bases 155 to 670 code for a protein of 171 amino acids. NCBI's taxonomy places the organism in Eukaryota, Metazoa, Chordata, Actinopteri, Pomacentridae. The transcript is spliced from 5 exons.
CGUUGUGUUUUUCAGUGUCGGGUGGAGUCUACAUCCCGUCGCAUCCCUGCGGUCAAGGAGGAGGAUUUAUUUUUUUCUACUAGUUUUUUUUUUACUUCUUCUUCUUACUGACUGUUCGUUACCUGCCAAGAAACAGCGAAAUACUCCCGAAGACAUGACGACGACUACCACCUUUAAAGGAAUGGACCCUGGUGCUAAAAGCAGUUCCAGGGUACUACGACCGCCAGGAGGGGAAACCAGCUUCUCCUUCGGCACAGAUGACAACACGACCCCCCAACGCAAGAACAAGAUGGCCUCCAGCAUCUUUGCAGAACCUGACGACCCUCAUGCUCACCGGAGGAACAAUCCGCCCACAGCCGGGGCCCCUGCAGGAACCCUGUGUGGAGAACCCUCGGCCCCGCUGAGGAGGUGCCAGCAGCCUCUUCUCUUCCCCAAGAACCCUCAGCCGGAACUGACAACCAUCCACAACUCCGGGGCCGCCAUGGUCUGGAAAGAGAGACGAGAGGGUGAAAAUGGCCAAGAACCAAAUGAUGAGUGUCGUGAGGAUGGUGAGGUGGAGCAGGAGGACCAGGAGCAGCCACAGCCCUCCGCCCCAUCGGGAGGCGCCAACGCUGCCGCCGGCGGCCGAAGAAACCCUCCUGGUGGCAAGUCCAGCCUCAUCCUGGGUUGAGACCACUCCUGUUUUUCUUUUUUUUUUCAUUCGAAUGCUUUUUUAUUUUUUGAAGAUAAAUACCCCCCACCCAACCACCCACCCACCACUCUCUUCCUCCUCAUCGCACCGCCUCCCCUCCCCUCCAUCACCUCCCUCACAUGCCGUCACGUCCACAGACCCUCGCCCUCCACCCUCAAACCUUUUGUUUUAUUCCUUUUUUCUAUUAAAAAGAAGAAAACUGUCGACAAAAGCACUUUACGUAUCUCGCCCGCCCCGUUCCAUCUCAGCCCAUCCUGUAGUGCAUUGCGCCUGCUGGGAAAGGCAUGACGUUUAGCUUGUCCCUCAUUCUCCCCCCACCCACCCUGUUGUAAAUGGUAAAGGAAAAAAAAUAAUAAAAAAGAUUUGAUGCGUGGAUUUCUAAAUACAAUAAAGAUUCAUAUGAA